Molecule: messenger RNA, 1146 nt
Organism: Prosopis cineraria
Lineage: Eukaryota; Viridiplantae; Streptophyta; Magnoliopsida; Fabales; Fabaceae
Product: zinc finger BED domain-containing protein RICESLEEPER 2-like
Exons: 3
Coding region: 1-1146 (381 amino acids)
Molecular function (GO): DNA binding; protein dimerization activity
Source: RefSeq, a predicted model, not a curated record
AUGAAGUUUCAAAAGGUGUUUGAACGGAUGCGUGAUGAAGAUGAUGACUAUAUUGCAUUCUUUAACUCUAAGCAAGAGGGAGGUGUUUUCUCUGGCUCUAUUCUUGAUGAUUGGAAAAAUGCUAAAGUCUUCAUCAAAUUCUUAAAGAUCUUUUAUGACAUAAAUUUAAAAUUUUCAAGCUCCCUUAUUGUAACAUCAAAUGAUUGUUUUCAUCAAAUUGCUCGUGUUCAACAGAUGUUGCAGAAGCACAUUGAAAAUAGUGGUAAUACUUUUUUGGUAGAUAUGAGCUUUAAGAUGCAUAUGAAGUUUGAUAAGUAUUGGGGUCAAGCAGAUAAUAUGAAUCCAUUAUUAAUUGUGGUUGUGAUUUUAGAUCCUCAGUACAAAUUAGUUUAUGUAAAUCACAUGUUUGAACUCCUUUUCAAUAACCCUGAAGAAUGUGCAUUGAUGAUGGAUAAGGUCAAAACUUAUUUGUAUCGAUUGUUUGAUGAGUAUUCUGUUGGGAUUUCUACUGAAUCAGGGCCUACCCAUGUUACUAAUGUAUCUACAAGUUCAUUGCCCUCUCUUGAUGAUGAUGAUGAUGACGACAACAUUGAGGAUCCAGGGGCAAUGUGGUUAGAGUCUUUGAAGAAAAGAACUUCAAUGGAUCCACAAAGUGAGCUAGACAGAUAUCUUGCAACUGAUUCUAGAGCUGAAAUCUCAUCAUCUGAUUAUGAGUUUGACAUAUUAUCAUGGUGGAAAGAAAAUUCUGAAAAAUAUAAAAUUCUCUCCCACAUGGCACGAGAUGUAUUGGCUUUGCCAGUUUCUACAGCGGCUUCUGAGUCUGCAUUUAGCACUAGUGGACGUGUAGUUGAUCAAUAUAUGAGUUCUUUAUCCCCUAAAAUGGCAGAAGCAUUGAUUUAUGGGCAAAAUUGGCUGCAAAGUGGGCAAUCUCUAUCUGAGUUGGUUGAUAAGCUCCAUGAGUUUGAUAACUUUAAUGAGACAGAAAAUAUUAUUCAGCUUACAAAUUCCAUUUCUUUUGACCCCUUUUAUCUAGAGGAGGGCAGAUUUGAUGCAUUCCAGAGCAAAUGUUGGUUUGCAUGUUGGGAGUUAGGAAGAAAUCUUUUGUUAAUUGGAGUCUACUCUUUCAAAUUGCUGUUUCUCAUAUGA